UCGCUCGACUCCAUCGGGAGAGACGCGUCUGGGAGUCUCCGGCUUUCUCGCUUCUUCGCUGCUCUCCCUGCGCCCGGGAACUCGUGUUCCUUCCUCCCAGGGAACAUGCCGCGCCGCCCUCCGCAGUGAUCCCCGGACUGAGGCCAUGACAGCCGCUCCGGUAACCCCGCGGGAGAUCAGGGAGAGGCUGCUGCAGGCCAUCGAUACGCAAAGCAACAUCCAUAACAUGGUUGCUGUGCUAGAAGUAAUCUCCAGUCUGGAGAAGUAUCCCAUUACCAAAGAGGCAUUGGAGGAAACUCGACUAGGAAAACUGAUUAAUGAUGUUCGGAAAAAGACCAGCAAUGAGGAGCUUGCCAAGCGUGCAAAGAAACUGCUGAGAAACUGGCAAAAGCUGAUUGAGCCAGUGACCCAGAAUGAACAACUUGUCAGGGGCAUCUCUAACUUACCAGGUUCUGCCAAUGGAGGUGGCUCCCACAACUGCAAAGCAGAGCCUACACCAACUACUCUUCUUGGUGGGAAGCCCAUACAGGGGCUGAAAGACAGGAAUGAUAUUCAGAGGGCACAUUCUCCAAAAGCAGAUAAAACAACCAACAGAAAGAGAAAAGGAGAACAUCGGGAUGGUGGCCUGAGUACCCCAGGACAUGUAUCCAAGCCCAACCAUGAGCUUUUUCAAAACUCCUCACCCCCACCUACAAAUGGCAUUGGGGGAAGUCCCCCUGAGAACCUCCCUAGCCCUCUGGAUGGAGGUUUGCAAUCUAAUAGACUGGAACCUGCUGAGAAUGACAAGCAUGGAAAAAUACCAGUAAAUGCUGUCCGGCCUCAUACCAACUCUCCUGGACUUGUAAAACACCCAAGCACUUCCUCUCUGCUAAAAGCAGUUGUCCUUCAGCAGCACAGUGGGGGGUUGGAAGAUGUCCUUUCUCACCAGCCCAGAAGUCCCCGCUGUUCCUCCUUUAGUCCCCGUGGCACUCGUGCAGAAUUAGCUACACGGCAGCACACCACAUAUGCACCAAAGGGUUCUGCUCCUAGUCCUUCCCAAAGGCUACCGGGUGUAGACUCUGCACAUCAGUCCCCUUUGCACCCUUCUACGCCCCCUGCCACAGCAAAAAGACUGGAGUCCCCUCGACAGGACAGAAUCUCCUCCCCACACAAGCCGGUAGAACAGUUACCCUCCACUGAUUGCCACCAGGUCUUACCUAGAACGUCACAACAGCACACCCCCCGCAGUAGCCUUGUAGACUCUCAAACCCCCCGUACUGGCUUUUCACCAGAGUCCUCAAAAGUAGAUAGUGAUGAUGCAACAUCAGGCUCAGACAACCGCAAGAGGAAAAAAUCCAGACUUCGAACAGAGUUUGAGGGGCAUUCUGCAGAUGGGACUGGUAAACCAGCAAGGGUAAAAAAAGAACGCAAACUAACAUUUGAUGUUAUGACAGGGCAAAUUAAACCCUUAACCCUUAAAGAUCCAGUGCAAGCAGAGAGUACAGCUCCUUCAGAACAACACAGGACUGAGACUGACAAACAGGAUCCCAAGUUAUGCUUGCCUAGUCCCUUUCAGCUUACGAACUGGAAAGAGCUGUCUCGAAAUGAAAUCAUCCAGUCCUAUCUCAAUCGGCAGAGCAGCUUAUUGUCUUCCUCUGGUGUACAGACGCAGAGUGCACAUUAUUAUAUGUCAGAAUAUUUAAAACAGGAGGAAUGCACUAAGAGGGAAGCAAGGAAAACUCAUGUUUUAGUUCCAAUUGUUCUUCCAAGUGAUCUGCCUGGAAGAACCAGGGAAAUCACUAGCAGUGACACAGACAGAAUACACAACCAACAUUGGCCUGGUGUCAAUGGCUGUCAUGAUACACAGGGCAACUGGUAUGAUUGGACGCAGUGCAUCUCAUUGGACCCUCAUGGGGAUGAUGGUAGAUUAAACGUCUUGCCUUAUGUCUGCCUAGACUGAGCGCGGGUCCCAAUUCCGCUUUCUCACAUCCACGGUUUUCACUGCAAAACCCUGGGUCGCUCAGCGACCACCGCUCAUCAAAGGAGAUUUGUCGAGUGAGGAGCCCCCAUUUCAGUUUUGGGGAUGGUAGAUGGAGGGGCUGAUAGAGCCAGAAGCAGAAAAGAGAUGUUUAGAGGGUCACUACUACAUUCUGGGAAUUAUCCGCAGGUGUCUCAGUGCCUGCUGCACCCAUCCCUUUGCGCAAAAUGCUGCUACCGGUUUAAUACUAUAAAUGAGGAAAAGAAAUGCAGUGGAGGGCUAUAUAGCAAGUGAGCUGUAGUAAAAAAAAAAA
Messenger RNA from Xenopus tropicalis (tropical clawed frog), 2270 nucleotides. RefSeq names its product mediator complex subunit 26 (gene med26). The coding region runs from base 146 to 1939 and encodes 597 amino acids. NCBI's taxonomy places the organism in Eukaryota, Metazoa, Chordata, Amphibia, Anura, Pipidae. Gene Ontology annotation, cellular component: mediator complex; nucleus; nucleoplasm. The record is from RefSeq and is marked provisional. The transcript has 3 exons. Gene Ontology annotation, biological process: regulation of transcription by RNA polymerase II.